AUGUCCUCCUCUUCAGCUGCCUUUUCAUCGGACCACCUCUCUUCCUCCGAACAGCUUUGUUAUGUCCAUUGCAACUUCUGUGACACUGUCCUAGCGGUGAGUGUACCUUGCACCAGCUUGUUCAAGAAUGUUACAGUUCGAUGCGGUCACUGCACCAACCUUUUGUCUGUGAACAUGCGUGGCCUACUUCCUGCAGCUAAUCAAUUUUACCUUGGUCAUGGUUUCUUCAAUCCUCAGAAUAUCCUGGAGGAGAUCAGGAGUGGAGCACCACCAAAUUUGCUGAUCAACCAGCCAAAUCCAAAUGAAUCUGUUAUGCCAAUUCGAGGAGUUGAAGAGAUCCCUAAACCACCCGUGGUUAACAGACCUCCAGAAAAGAGACAAAGAGUCCCAUCUGCCUACAACCGCUUUAUCAAGGACGAGAUCCAACGUAUCAAAGCUGCAAACCCUGAUAUAAGUCACAGAGAAGCAUUUAGUGCAGCUGCCAAGAAUUGGGCCCAUUUUCCAAAUAUCCAUUUCGGACUUAUGCCUGAUCAACCCGUGAAGAAAACUAACGUGCGCCAACAGGAAGGAGAGGACGUGCUCAUGAAAGAUGGGUUUUUUGCUUCUGCCAAUGUGGGUGUCACUCCUUACUAG
This is a messenger RNA of Dovyalis caffra, 633 nucleotides long. NCBI's taxonomy places the organism in Eukaryota, Viridiplantae, Streptophyta, Magnoliopsida, Malpighiales, Salicaceae. The record is from the annotation of a GenBank genome assembly.